This is a messenger RNA of Penicillium pulvis, 1785 nucleotides long. It is a transcript of the gene abr2, whose product is annotated as laccase abr2. The coding region runs from base 1 to 1785 and encodes 594 amino acids. Lineage: Eukaryota; Fungi; Ascomycota; Eurotiomycetes; Eurotiales; Aspergillaceae. The record is from RefSeq and is a predicted model, not a curated record. The transcript has 6 exons. Gene Ontology annotation, molecular function: oxidoreductase activity; copper ion binding.
AUGGCGCGCACAACAUGGCUCGCUCCUAUCGUGGCAGCGAUGGACCUCAUCGCCUCUGUUCAAGCCGCUCAUGUCCAUUACACCUUAGAUCUGACCUGGAAAAGGGGGUCUCCCAAUGGAGUUGAGCGGGAAAUGAUUUUCGUCAAUGAUCAGUUUCCCGGACCGUCGCUGAUCAUGGAUGAAGGAGAUGAAGUGUCUAUCGAAAUAAAUAACCAUUUACCGUUCAACACAUCUGUUCAUUUCCAUGGCAUUGAGCAAAAGAAUACACCAUGGUCUGAUGGAGUAUCAGGUCUCUCUCAGUGGGGUGUUCUUCCUGGCGCAAGCUACACAUACAACUGGAACGCUACACAAUAUGGAACAUACUGGUAUCAUUCGCACGACAGGUCACGAAUCAUGGAUGGCUUGUAUGGCGCGAUAUAUAUCCGGCCUUCUCCCGACCGGGACUCGCCAUUUUCAAUGAUUUCGGACGACCCGGACGAUAUUGAGGCAAUGGAAAACGCGAGAGAUAAACCGUAUCUCGUGACCCUCUCGGACUGGGACCAUCUGACUUCAGAUGCCUAUAUGCAAGCCGAAAGGGAAUCCGGCUAUGACAUUUUUUGCUCUGACAGUAUCCUGGUCAACGGCAAGGGCUCAGUUAUUUGCAAAGACCCAGAAGAACUGACCAAUUUGCAACCACCACAGAUUAGAGCAGUGGUUAAUGCCACGCUCACUGAUAAAGGAUGCGAUCCAAAUCUUCUCGUCCUGCAAGGCGAUUGGGCGCACCACCCCGAGAAAUUGCCCGGGGGCCUCAACUCCGGAUGUGUACCCAGCGAAGCCCCACCCUCCGUCUUUGAAGUCGACUCAGACGCACAAUGGGCUAGCUUCAACUUUAUCAGUGCUGCCGCCCUGAAAGCCCUUUGGGUAUCGAUCGACGAGCACCCGAUGUGGGUGUAUGAAGUGGAUGGGGGGUACAUUGAGCCGCAACUGGCUCAUAGCAUGCCACUAUACAACGGACAACGAUAUUCCGUCAUGGUCAAGCUUGACCAAGAUCCCGCAAGUUACCAAAUGCGCGUAGCUGGCAAUGGAAACCAAGUCAUCUCCGGCUUUGCAACAAUCACCUACAAAGGGGGCGAGAACAGCCAGCACGAAUCAGUGCCGUACAUCGACUACGGUGGCAUCAACACUACAUCUUCGGUGAUAGUGCUCAACGAUACCAGUCUUCCUCCAUACCCAGAGAUUCAACCCGCUACCUAUGCCGAUGAAUUCCACCUUCUGACUCUCGGACGCAUUAAUUCAUCUUGGGAAUGGACAUUGGAUGGAACUACAUUCCUUCCUGCGAACCUUGCUUCCAUGGAGCCAGCUCUUAUCAAUCCCAAAUCCCCGGGCCUUGAUUCCUCACUCAAAAUUGAGACGAAGAAUAACACAUGGGUGGAUAUCGUUUUCCAGCUUGUGAUUCCACCCCCGACUUUACUCCAACCUCCUCACCCGAUUCAUAAGCAUUCGAACAAAGCAUUCUUGAUUGGAUCGAGCCAAGGAAACUUCACUUGGAACUCUAUCGACGAUGCUGUCCGUGCUUCGCCUCAAAGCUUCUUCGAUACUCCGGUGUACAGAGAUACUUUUACCACUUCACCGGCUGGCGCUGCCUGGAUUGCAAUUCGUUAUCAUGUCGAAAACCCAGGUGCUUUCUUGUUGCAUUGCCACAUGGAAACUCAUUUGGCUUCGGGCAUGGGUGUGGUGUUGCUAGAUGGAGUGGAUGUCUGGCCAGACGUUCACUCGGUAAAGGGAGGUUCCCAUUUGGGACAAUAA